Messenger RNA from Mytilinidion resinicola, 3144 nucleotides. RefSeq lists its product as uncharacterized. The transcript has 3 exons. The coding region runs from base 418 to 2949 and encodes 843 amino acids. Gene Ontology annotation, molecular function: zinc ion binding; DNA-binding transcription activator activity, RNA polymerase II-specific; RNA polymerase II cis-regulatory region sequence-specific DNA binding. Gene Ontology annotation, cellular component: nucleus. Lineage: Eukaryota; Fungi; Ascomycota; Dothideomycetes; Mytilinidiales; Mytilinidiaceae. Gene Ontology annotation, biological process: regulation of transcription by RNA polymerase II; DNA-templated transcription. The record is from RefSeq and is a predicted model, not a curated record.
GUUUUGCUCAAUAUGCAAAGUUUGUGCUUUACAUCAAUCUAGCGUUCCACGUGAUCUGCGCCCGAUGAGCACGUAAUACUGCCCUUGUCAAUCGUCCACAUUUCCCCUUCGCAAGAUAUAUCUACGAUAUGGAUUUCCAUUCUCUCCUUUGAUAUCAGUCUUUCUCGUUCCUGGGAGUGGUGCAAUGUUGCGUUGCUCAGGCAUGGCUUAGCUCUCUUACUCAGCGCUACCUAUUCUAUUCUCGCCCUUCGGCCAUGUCGCAAAGUCCGAAAGUCCGUCCGAGAGCCGGCAUAUCCGCUCUGACAAGCACUCACGACACUCUCUUGAUAUGCCUUUCUAUGUCCGCGUCGCUCUCUAGGAGAAGUCGGCCGACGUACCUCCCAUCUCCAUCAUCUUAUCAGAUUCAUAACUCCCACCAUGUCGGCUCGUAGCACUGGGUCCCGUUCCCGCUCCCGUUCGCCAUCAUCUGACCACGAUGGAUCGCCAGAGAAGAGGGCCAGCAAGAAGAGAAAGGUGCUCUCGUGCUAUGCUUGUCGGAACCGGAAGAUGAAAUGUGACCGCCUGUUCCCAGUAUGCGGUCGCUGUGCAAGAACGGGUAGGGCAGAGCAAUGCUCCUAUGACCCAAGAUUGGUGGAAGAGUUUCAAGGGGGUGCACUCGGACACUCGGGGAUGAAUGGUGCUGGAAUGGCGGCUCCGAGCCACGCCCAAAUCAGCAUGCCUUUCAUGCCGCCUCCACCCCAUGGAGGUGCGCCAACCUCUGAUUCCGUCGCCUGGAAAAUGCAGAUGCAGCAACAAAGGAUCGAGAUGCUAGAAAAGAAGCUUGCGGGUCUGGAUACCUCCCAGUCAACUCUUGGUACAGGGUUUAGCCAAGAUGAUGAGACCCCAAAUAACGUCGAACCGCCCAAGGAAUCCAUGAUGUUCAGAGGAAGUAGUUUCAAGACCCAUUUCUACGGUUCUACAAGUCCAAUGGCUCUUCUCGUUCAGUUUCCUGAGGUUCAUGUCUUUACAAAAGGUGCGAUGACUUCAGAUUCCGCGAUGGCACGCAUCAAGGCCGACUUCAAGUCAUUCCGCGCCCGCAGGAAAGUCAUCAAGGCAAGCACCCAUCAGCCUGGCCAAUAUAUCCCGGAUGCCGACAUCUUAGCACUCAUACCUCCAAAAGAUGUCGUGUACAGUCAUGUGUUGCUCUACUUCCAGAACUACGAGAACACAUACCGUAUCUUGCACCGUGGAUCCUUCUGGCGGGAGUUCGAGCGGUUCAGUGAGAAUCCCGCAGACAGCGAAUCGUGCUUCUACGUCACUCUACUUCUGGUUAUGGCUACUGUGCGUUGCCUAUCUGACGAAGGGGAUAAGGUGUUCCUCGGUGACAGCUCGUCUGGACGCGAAGAAGCAGGAGCAUGGAUCGAGGCCGCUGAAACAUGGGUUGCUCGUCAAAGCCGAAAACAUCUCACGCUCCCUUUCUUCCAGGUCCAAUGUCUCCUAAUUCUCGCAAGACGUAUCAACAGCAUCAAAGUGAAGCAGGACUGGAUACACACUGGUGAGUUGAUUAGAUGCGGAAUGUCCGCAGGCCUACAUCGCGACCCGGCGCUGCUUAACCCCAAGAAGACGGACGAGUUCACCAAGGAGAUGAGACGGCGAAUUUGGGCAACUAUGAUGGAACUAGAACUACAAGCCUGUCUCGAGAAAGGGAUGCAGUCUUGCCUGACCAGCCUCAGUUUCGACUGUCCCGUCCCCGCGAAUGCCGAAGAUUCUGUCUUCUGCACGGGCAGCGCCUCAGCACCACUUCCACAAACCUUUUCCGAUUUCACAAGCUCGUCAUACCUUCACAUCUCUCGCCGCAGCCUCCCUCUCCGAAUCCACCUGACCUCCUUACUCAACACCCCGAAGGGCGGUCUCCAGUACGAAGACGUGAUCCACUAUGACGCUCAACUCAACGCCGCCAUCGCCGCUCUCCCAAACUGGACGGGCACCCAUACCCAGAACGCCGCCAUCCUCCUCGACCUCCAGCUCCGCCAAUUCCUCCUCAUCCUACAUCAGCCCUUCACGAAGCUUGCUGGCAGUAAUCCGCGCUACGCAUAUUCCACAACUGCUACCCUCAGCGCGGGUAGCAAGAUACUCAUGCAGCACACCACUCUCACAGCCGCCGGCUCGCACAUGCUCAACAUGCUCCGCAACGACGUCUUCCGCGCCGCCAUCUCACUCGGCCAAGCAAUAUACGCCAUAUCGGUGCCCCCAGUCCUCCCAUUGCCGCAAAACGGCUCCGCGGUCAAUCGUGGACCUCCGCGCGAGCAACCUGAGCAGCCAGAUAUCAAUGACCCAGACAAUCCGCUGAAGUAUCCCUCAACCUCAUCUCAUCCUCCUCUUGCGCUGCUAGGCGCCGUUAAUAACAUCAGUCCCAUCUCCUCCAACUUCCUCCUUACCACCAUCGCCACCGCCGCGGCGCCCCUCCUCGACACCGCCCUCGAGAUCUUCGAAUCCAAGGCCUUGCGUCUCGGCACUGGCUACAUGGAAUACUGGAUCAUGGCCGCCGCCGCUGGACUGGCCGCGCCCGCUCCCGCCGGCGCGUCGGGGACGGAGGAAGACGCGGCACGAGCGCGCGGGCAAAAGGCGAUUGAGAAGAUAACAAGAUUGUGCUACAAGGUGCUUGCGCUGCAGCCGAGCGUCGGGAGCGAGCUGGGAGAUAGCUUGAGAGCGGGUUUGGGGGUAGACGGCGCGCAAUCUAGUGGGGCCGCGUAUUCGAGUGCUGGUGGACAAGCUGGAGGUAGUGGACCGGGGGCUCAGCUUGGGGGAAAUGUUGGUACGGAUGGCACGAACGCGAAUGGUGGCGGUAUGAUGGAUAUUGGGCUUGGAGUACGCGAGUUGGAUGACUUGCCGCCUUUUGAUACGCCGACGGAUAAUGGGCUGGGGUGGGCGUGGACGGACUUUUGGGAGUUUGAUAUGGGGGAUCUGUAGAUGUGUAUAUACAGUCCUGGGACAUGAGUUUGAGUGCAUGUUUUUGCCGCCGGUUGGGGUACUUCUAUAGACUUUUCAAACUCUGAAUACGAUGUAAAAGGUAGACGCAAUAGAGAGCAAGCUGCUUUCUGACUAAUCGGAUGCCUGCCCUCUGCGCUACUCCUCACGGUGGUGUUGAGCGUGCAAGAACUGGAC